Synchiropus splendidus (mandarinfish) is the source of this 1747-nucleotide messenger RNA. It is a transcript of the gene pycr3, whose product is annotated as pyrroline-5-carboxylate reductase 3. NCBI's taxonomy places the organism in Eukaryota, Metazoa, Chordata, Actinopteri, Syngnathiformes, Callionymidae. Gene Ontology annotation, molecular function: pyrroline-5-carboxylate reductase activity. The coding region runs from base 880 to 1740 and encodes 286 amino acids. The record is from RefSeq and is a predicted model, not a curated record. Gene Ontology annotation, biological process: L-proline biosynthetic process. The transcript has 7 exons.
GGCAUGAACGCGGCCUGGUUUGGUGGAAGCACCGAGGUUCCUGACCCGGAACCAUGUCGUGUGAAAGUCCCCCUGGUUUCUCUUCCUCCACUCGUUAAAACAGGAAGUGAUGCCAGUUUCGGUCUCUCAUUUUAGCUCCGCAUUUUAUUCAGGUAAAUGUGUUGGGCACCAGCCUCAGAGCAGGCCAGGACACAGCUGCCGCCUGCACGGAGGCACGCCGUCACACCUGGGUUAGACCAGGACCCCCCCCCCCACAGAGUCGAGUUCAGUGAGGGAACGUCAGCGCGCUGUCUGACGGCUGAGGAGCAGAGCGAUGGCGACCUCUGCUGGAGGACUGGUGCCACGUUACGUGCCGUCCAGGUAAGGGACAGGAAGCGUGGGCUGCGGUGGUUCCGGUGGGUUUGGUGUGAUCUCACCGGGCCAUCAGACUCUCCAGUGCAGAACCCUGACAGAAGUGCGACUUUCAUCAAAGCGCAGCGCCCCCAUGAGGCGGCCGACGACUGAGAGCAGUCCAGCUCAGGCGCUCUGCCGGUGGGCCAGCAGGGGCGCCAGAGAGCUGCUCCAGCCUGCAGUGUCGCUCGUCUGGUUCCCAUCAGCUGUCAGUCAAAACAUCGGGAGACAAAUCGGUGUGUGUGACGUUGAUAACGUGUGACGGACUUGCUUUGAUGUCCGUUCAGGUGUGAGGAGACACGUGAGUCACGUGAAUGGCGAGCGACUUUCUUAAAGCGAUCAAAGUCAGAAACUCAGUCAGACUCCGCCCGCCCCGCUGUCCCGGCGGAUGAAGCAAACGCACCUCCCCGCGCGUCACAGCCUGGUCCGCGUGGACCUCCCGGUGUUGGGGUCCGGAACCAGAACCGCACGGCUCAGCUCGCGCUCACCAUGGAACUCGGCGCACGCGACACCAGCCAGAUCGAAACGGAGCCGGUGAUGGACAGCCAGCUGAGGGUCGGCUUCAUCGGCGCCGGCAACAUGGCGUUCGGCAUCGCCAAGGGGAUUCUGUCGGGAAAGGUGGCGGCGUCCAGCGUGACGGUCAGCGCUCCCUCCUCCAGGAACCUGAGCCGCUUCCAGGAAAUGGGUGUGGCUGUCACUCACUCCAACGUGGACGUGGUCUGCAGGUCUGACCUGGUCUUCGUGGCGGUCAAGCCUCACCUGGUGCCCCCGGUUCUCAGCGAGAUCUCGGGGCACGUGACAGAGAAGCACGUGGUGGUGUCGGUGGCCGCCGGCGUCACGCUGGAGACCCUGGAGGAGCUGCUGCCCCGGGACGCCAGCGUGAUCCGGCUGAUGCCCAACCUGCCCUGCCUGCUCCAGGAGGGGGCGCUGCUGUACUGCCGAGGCUCCCGGGCCAAGACGGAGGACGGGGCGCUGCUGCGGGCGCUGCUGCGGGGCUGCGGUCUGCUGGAGGAAGGAGCCGAGGCCUGGAUGGACGUCCACACGGGACUCAGCGGGAGUGGCGUGGCCUUUGUCUACCUCUUCGCUGAAGCUCUGGCAGAAGGAGCCCUGAAGAUGGGGAUGCCCAGCUCUCUGGCCCACAGCAUGGCCGCCCAGACGGUUCUGGGCGCCGGGCGCUUGCUGAGGGACUCGGGGAAGCACCCGGCGCAGCUGCGCUCCGAGGUCUGCACCCCCGGCGGCACCACCAUCUUCGGGCUGCACGCGCUGGAGCAGGGCGGCGUGCGGGCGGCGGCCAUGGCGGCCGUCCAGUCGGCCACGGAGAGAGCCCAGGAGCUGGGCCGCAGGAAGUGAGGCGGCG